This is a messenger RNA of Morus notabilis, 1546 nucleotides long. RefSeq lists its product as uncharacterized. Lineage: Eukaryota; Viridiplantae; Streptophyta; Magnoliopsida; Rosales; Moraceae. Gene Ontology annotation, molecular function: RNA binding; transcription coregulator activity. The coding region runs from base 198 to 1307 and encodes 369 amino acids. Gene Ontology annotation, biological process: regulation of DNA-templated transcription. Gene Ontology annotation, cellular component: nucleus. The record is from RefSeq and is a predicted model, not a curated record. The transcript is spliced from 3 exons.
CUGAUUUAUUCAACUUUGAGACCAGGAAAAGUCUCGACCUUUUCGGUAAUUUCACAGAAAAAUCCCAAAAUUCGAUCCGAGGGUUCCACACCCUGUCGUUGAAAUAUCGGCGAUCAGACCCGCGUACAGCGCUCAUCAUCACCAACAUUCAGCAGAGGAAAAAUUAUUAUUUCUGUUAAAAAAAAAAGAAAAAACAAAUGACCUCGAGAGGCAAAGACCAAACGACGCCGCAUCAGCCGCUUCUGAGCAGCCUCGUCGUGCGGCCCUCCACCAGCGACGGCGGUGGCGGCGGCGGAGGCGGAGGCCGCGCCAGCGACUACGAGGCCGGCGAGGUCCGCCGCGAGCCUCCCUCGUACUCCAGAUCCGAUCGCUACUCCGGUGACUCUGGAUAUAGACUACGUGCAGGUUCUACUUCUCCUGUACGGCGAAGGGAUUCUGAUCAUCGCUACAAUUCUGACUUUGACCACUUACGUAGUCUGGCACGCAGCCGUGAAGUUGGUGCUGCGAGAGAUGCUGGUAGAUUUCGAGACUAUUCACCCCCUUAUGCUCGUGGAAGGGGGAGCGGCAGGCCAUUUGGUCGGGGCCCUGAUGGUCCUGAUUUUGGCCCUGGGCUAUUCAGAGGUGAGGGCAUGAGCAGAAACAAUCCAAAUGUCCGUCCGAGAGAAGGAGAUUGGUAUUGCCCGGAUCCUCUAUGUGGCAACCUGAACUUUGCAAGACGAGAUUCCUGCAACAACUGCAAAAGGUCUCGCUAUGGACCUGUAGGAAGUCCUCGAAGGGGUUAUCCUGGCCCACCACUCCCAGAUGUUCCCCCUAGACGCUUCCCGGGUCCUCCGUUGGAUCACUCCCCGGGAAGAACUAUGAAUGGCUAUAGGUCCCCUCCUCGUCCCUGGGUGAGGGAUGGCCCUAAAGAGUUUGGUGCUGGAGGUCUGCCACCUCCCAGGCAUGAUGGCAGGUAUCCUGAUCACCACAUGCGGAGAGAUCGACUGGACUAUCCAGACGACCACUACAGAGGGAGAGCCAAGUUUGACAGGCCAAUGCCAUUGGAUUGGGGCCACAGAGAUCGAGGAAGGGAGAGCUUCAUCAAUGACAGGAAACCAUUUGAGAGGCGACCGCCAUCUCCACUUCCACCACCGCCAGUUCCAUUACCUCCUAAUCGUGGUAGGUGGGCACGUGAUGUUAGGGAGAGAAGUCGGUCGCCAUUGAGACGUGGCCCACCACCAAAAGACUACCGGCGGGAUGUUUACGUGGAACGGGGGCGUGAUGAUCGGCGAGGCAUGGGGCGAGAUCGCAUUGGUGGUACAUAUUGACACAUAUUUGCAUAAUUUUGUUUCUGUCAGAUGUCUUUCUUUCACUUGGAGGAAGGAUGAGGUCAAAUUCCAGAUUUGAGACUGAUGUUAGAAUUUUGUACUUCCCAAGCAAACAAUAUUUUUAAUGUUUCUUCUAGUUUGAGCAGGUCAUGUACUCUUUUCAGUUUUUACUUGCUUGAUUUGUAAUUUUCCAGUUCUUGUCUAAAAGAGGCAAUUCAUUUGUGCUGUCUUGUUAUGUC